UAGUUCAUCGGCUAUGAUGAGAUGAGGCACGGUGUGAUCUGUAUCACAAGUAGCUGCAAAUCCGAUCAUAGGGCAUGAACGGGCUGUCUUUUGCGGAGAAGAGCUGCCCCACCUCAUCCCGCCGAUAUGGCCAGGGGUAACCUGCAAGGGUCCGGAUCUGACAUCAUGGCGAAAUUUUACCCUCCGCAAAAACCGCUCGGUAGCUGUGAUCCGAGAGCCCGAGGCGACGGAGAACCUGGAAGCGAUCCAAGCGGGCUCGACCGAAAACCGCACUUUUAUUCACCAAGUCACACCCAUCUGUAACCUGUGAUGACACGUCUACGUUGCGCCAAACCGCCCGCAACGGCCGGCCUCUUCCUCCAACUCUGCAUGCGUCGCCAGGCUGUGUCGUCCGGACUUUUGAUUCUCGACGUCCUCCUGCCCCGGUCAUUUCGAGCCGUCGGCGCACCCGCUAUCUGCACAUACCAUGCGUCGUCUACCGCCUGGCGCCCAAGCCCCCGGUAUAUUCUUCCCCCAUCCAGUCGCGGACCAUGGAGAGGCCCGAGAGCGCGCCUCGCGCUGCCGGAGGCCCGGACGGUGUCAGGGGGUCCCGCCCCACGGCUGUUCAGCACCUCAUUCCCAUUAGGGGCGACACACGCCAUAUUCAAUUCACAAGUAGACGAUGACGGGAAGGAAAUGACGCUGGAGAUCACGCCUCGUGCAGCUAAGCGCCUCUCCGAGAUAAUCUCCAAAGAUUCGAACCCGAACUUGGCCCUCCGAAUCCAAGUCGAGAGCGGGGGCUGUCACGGCUUCCAGUACGUCAUGAAGCUCGUGACAUUACCCCCUUCGCUUCCCACGGCAGACUCGCUUGCCUCUGCAGCAGCAGCAGAAGACGCGUCGGCUGCCGUCCGCCAGGACGACACCAUAUUCACAUACUCAGCCGAUGACUCGUCGCCAGGGGAUCUGACAGCCCCAAAAAUCAUACUUGACCGCCCUUCCCUUGAAUUAUUGAAGGGGAGCAAGGUCGACUUCACCAUGGAGCUCAUUGGGUCGCAGUUCAAGAUCGUGGACAAUCCUUUGGCGACGAGUAGUUGUGGAUGUGGCACAAGUUUCGACAUCAAGAUAUGAACUAUUUUCGCUAUGACUCGACCGAAUCGGCUGUGAUGACACGGAAGCACGCGGGGGCGAUUUGUAUAGUUAAGAAUACGUCCCAGUGAUUGCGCCGUGUAGGCGCACUGGCACAGUGGGAGCAAAGUAGCGGGCAAUUUUGU
Chaetomium strumarium is the source of this 1250-nucleotide messenger RNA. RefSeq lists its product as uncharacterized. Gene Ontology annotation, cellular component: mitochondrion. Gene Ontology annotation, molecular function: 4 iron, 4 sulfur cluster binding; iron ion binding; 2 iron, 2 sulfur cluster binding. Gene Ontology annotation, biological process: iron-sulfur cluster assembly. The coding region runs from base 310 to 1107 and encodes 265 amino acids. The record is from RefSeq and is a predicted model, not a curated record. The transcript has 2 exons. Lineage: Eukaryota; Fungi; Ascomycota; Sordariomycetes; Sordariales; Chaetomiaceae.